AUGAGUGUGUAUGACAAACUAUACAACUUUUUAAACAAUGAUUUAAAUCAAACAAAAUGUGCCUCGAUAGACGAUAAUGACAUAUUUGAAGUGUAUAACACUGGACGCAAUUUCUUUGCUUAUUUUACUCCAGUUAUACUGAUGGUAGGGAUUAUAGGAAAUUCUUUAUCUCUUAACGUUUUCAUUUCCCGAAAUAUGCGUUGCCUGUCAGCCAGUACAUAUCUAGCUACAUUAUCAACAUCCGACCUGUUAGUCCUCAUAUUCUAUGUGGCAGUUGAAUGGCUCAGAAGAGGACUGGCGUACUUAGUACCAGAUGCAAAGCUAUAUUUCUUAGAUAUUAAUGGCGUGUGUCAGAUACAACUUUAUCUGUCAUAUGUUUCACGGUUUUUAUCAGCUUGGAUAAUUGUAGCGUUUACAGUUGAACGUUACAUUGGUGUAUGUCAUCCGUUACAAAGAAGAUAUAUCUGCAGCUCUAAAAGCACAAAGCAAAUUGUCUCCAGCAUAUUCAUUGUUGCAAUAGUAAUUGUAAUAUAUAAACCUAUUCUAAGUGGAGUUUAUAAAAGUAGUAUGGGAACGCCAUAUUGCACUGGUAAUAAAGAGCAUGAUUUUGCAGCUUUUGUUCUAGAUAGUAUUUUUGCAAUUCUAAUAACAUUAGUGCCAUUUAUUGUAAUCACAGUGUUGAACAUUUUAAUAAUGAGGAAGUUAUUUACGAGAAACAAACGUCACAAAGCCUGUAGAGUGAUAACUGAAGAGAGUGUUAUACGUUUAGAGUUUACAAUUAUCCUUUUAGCCAUAUCCGUUUGCUUCAUUGCCUUUAAUACACCCUACUUUGUGUUAUGGUGCAGAAAUUUUCUUACGUCUAAAUAUGUAUCUAGAUAUGUUGACAAUGCAUCUGAUGCUAAUCUACAGUACUGGAGAGGUUUACUUUACAUAGCUCGUACCAUAUUCUACAUGAACUACUGUGUUAAUUUCUUCUUAUAUAGUAUAACCGGCGCGUACUUCCGGCGAGAAGUACGUAUGUUAUUCACAUACUCAAACAGUGUUGAAACGCGACAACCAGUAUUGGCUAGAUGUAGCCGCAAUUCUCAUUCUAAUACUCCGUUAACGUGGUUGUGA
Molecule: messenger RNA, 1116 nt
Organism: Mytilus trossulus (common blue mussel)
Lineage: Eukaryota; Metazoa; Mollusca; Bivalvia; Mytilida; Mytilidae
Product: probable G-protein coupled receptor 139
Exons: 1
Coding region: 1-1116 (371 amino acids)
Biological process (GO): G protein-coupled receptor signaling pathway
Cellular component (GO): plasma membrane
Molecular function (GO): G protein-coupled receptor activity
Source: RefSeq, a predicted model, not a curated record